Messenger RNA from Paramacrobiotus metropolitanus, 1649 nucleotides. RefSeq names its product seipin-like. Gene Ontology annotation, cellular component: endoplasmic reticulum membrane. Gene Ontology annotation, biological process: lipid storage; lipid droplet organization. The transcript is spliced from 2 exons. The record is from RefSeq and is a predicted model, not a curated record. NCBI's taxonomy places the organism in Eukaryota, Metazoa, Tardigrada, Eutardigrada, Parachela, Macrobiotidae. Bases 343 to 1344 code for a protein of 333 amino acids.
UAUCAGAAAGUUGUGAAAAUUAGAAAAACUUCACUCUGAAAGUUUCAGAAAGUUAAUUAUUACGAGCGUUCUUGCCUCUGCUUUGACAACGCUCUUCCUAAUAUCCAGUUUUUGUUCAAGAUAAAUGUCUCAUGGUUGCUGCAGAACUGCAAAAGCUUAUCUUCGUCAAUCGUCAUGGCUUAGAAGUAUCCUCGUCCUCAGCUCGAUUUGCGUGCAGCAUUGCAUGAUGAGCUGCUAAUUAAUUAAAAACUUUGUACUGCUUGCUGUCUUUCAAGAUUGUCAGGCUCUGGCUUCCCUGAGCAGUGACGUGUUCCGUUUAUCAGUAUCGGAAGUUCCGUCACAAUGAAAGCCAAAGUUGACAAGCGCAGUCCAUACCCGCAUCUCAGAACCUAUAACUACAUCGUCUCCUUGCAGCUGCGUCUGCAGAAAGCACAGUCCGACGCCGUGAAGACGGUUCUCAAACUUCUCUUCCGGAUACUGUUCAGCAUUACGCUGGUGUUGUUCAUAUUUGGACUGGCGCUCUUCAUCUUCUUCAUUUUCCAUUACCUAACAUUACCCACCAUCCUCCAUGUCUUGCCCGUGCAUUUGUCGUAUGCAGACUGCAGUCGAGCGCAGUCCGAGUAUUGCAAAUAUCCCACCGCCGUCGUACCGUUUAUCCAACGGAAACGCAUGGGCAAGGAGAGUCCGCUGCUCAUGUCCGGACAGAAGUAUGCUAUGUGGGUGUCGGUUGAUCUACCGGAAUCCGAGGUAGCACAAGAAAAUGCUCAAGCCGGAAUUUUUAUGAUCAACAUCGCGCUACGUUCGUACGAUGAAAAUCUGUUAAAAUCCGCAUCUCGUCCUGCUCUUCUGCAGUAUCGCUCCUACAUCCACCAUUUAGUACGCAUCAUUGUGCUCUCGCCGUUGUAUUUGAUGGGAUUCCUUCAAGAACGGCAGCAUUUGCGCGUAGAUCUGAUUGACCUAUACCAAGAAGAUCCCUAUGCGCCGGUAAUGGACGCUGUCAUUGAAGUGCGCAAAUCCACGGUGAAUAUCUACAGUAUGGAGUUACACGUGGAAGCCCGGCUGGAGGGAUUGCGGUACUGGAUGCAUCGGCAUCCGGUGAUUAUCGGGGCGAUUAUCGUCGGCAUUAAUUUCUUUUGCGGAUUGAUUCUGGCGGGAUUAUCGCUGUCCAAUCGUUUUGCACGCCAAAAUAUGAAGGAGUUACCAGCGUCUCAAAGUACGGAAGACUUCGGUUUUGAUGAGACCGUUGAUCCGCUGGAGACAUCCGAAAUGGAAGACGGCGGGGACGAAGUGUUUGUUGACUGGCCAGCAGAUGCAAACGAAGGCCUGAGACACCGGAAGACGUAGAUUUGAAUUUUGCUCAGCAGUUAUUGACGUUAAACUCAUCUAACAUAGUAUUGGGUUCGAUGGGAAAAUUAGAGGUGUUUUAUUCCAUGACGUCGCACAUGUGCGUUCUGCGUUGUGACAGUGGUGUUUCCUGUGAUAAUAAAGUUUUUUUGCGAAAUACGAACAUGCAUUAGCCUACUGUUUUUACUUUAAAGUUUACAACGAGCGCCAGUCUAGUCUUGACGGAUUGCUAUUUUUUACUUUUUAGUGUGAGUUUUAGUGUGAGACAUAAUAUCUAUAUUGUCAUUUUCGUGCAACUGGUCUAC